AUGGACGUGGAAUCAAACUCGCUCCCCCUCAAGCCACGCCUCGAGAAUGAACAGGAUGUGCAGGAUGCCACCGACCUCGCAGCCCUGGGACAUGCCCAGGCGCUGACCCGCAAAUUUAAUAUCUGGAGCAUGCUCGCGCUCGCUUUUUGUGUUCUGGGAACCUAUUCUACAUUUGCCCAGGAUCUUAGCAGCGGCCUCACUACUGGUGGCCCUAUCACCAUCCUCUGGGGCCUGGUGCUGGUCACGGGUUGUAAUCUAUGCGUGGCUCUCUCGCUGGGCGAGAUGACGAGCAGCAUGCCCACGGCGCUUGGCCAGGCGUAUUGGGUGUACCGCCUUUGGGGCACGCCGCUCGGGAGAUUCGUCUCGUAUAUGUGUGCUUGGAUCAACACUUUUGGCUGGUGGACCCUCACCGCAUCCCAGGUCGCUUUCAUGACUGAGUUCCUGCUGGGCGUGAAGACCAUGUUCCAGCCCGACUGGGCCGGUGCAGACAAGGGCUGGCUCAACUUCGUCGUGUAUAUUGGCGUCGUAUUUGCUUUGACGCUUGUCAAUGUCGUCAGCUGCCGGCGAGAGCAGAUCCUGCCAUGGAUCAACAAUUUCGUCGGCGUCUGGUUUGCCGGCUUGUUCAUCGUGAUGUCGCUGGUCAUGCUGAUCUGCGUCGGCGCCAAGAGCGACCUGCACUUCCAACCGGGCUCGUUCGUGUUCGGCACCUGGAUUAACCAAACUGGCUGGAGCGACGGCGUCGUCUGGUUCACUGGGCUGGUGCAGGCUGCAUACGGCCUGACCGCGUUUGACUCGGUCAUUCACAUGGUCGAAGAAAUCCCCAACCCACGCCGCAACGCGCCGCGUGUCAUCUGGAUGGCUGUGCUCUUCGGCGCCAUUACUGGCUUCAUCUUCAUGGUGGUCUGUCUGUUCUGCAUCCAGAACGUCGACAACGUCACCGGCGCCAAUCUGCCCUUCAUGGAGCUUAUGCUCGAGACCGUCGGCCAAAAGGGUGGCGCCACCUUGAUCGCCCUCUUCAUCUUCAACGGCCUGGGUCAGGGCAUCAGCGUCCUGACUACCGCCUCCCGGCUGUCCUGGGGCUUUGCCCGUGACGGUGGGCUCCCCUUCAGCCGGUAUUUCAGCCACGUCGACCCCGUGUGGCAAGUUCCAGCGCGGGCGCUAUGGGGCCAGGGUGUUAUCAUCGGGCUGGUGGGCAUCCUCUACCUCUUCUCCAACACCGUUCUUGAGGCCAUUCUAUCCGUCAGCACCAUCGCGCUGACUGUCUCCUACGGCAUGCCCAUCAUGGCGCUCCUGGUCGUCGGCCGUGAGAAGCUGCCGCCCGGCGGCUCGGCCGGGCUUGGGCGCUGGGGCCCGUGGCUGAACUGGACCAGUAUCGUUUACUGUGUCAUCACCUCCAUCUUCUUCCUUUUCCCUGGCAGCCCGAACCCGGCGCCAAGCGAUAUGAACUACGCCAUUGCUGUCUUUGGCGUGAUGCUGGUUAUCGCGGUUGCGUUUUGGUUUAUCCGGGGCAGUCGGACGUAUCUCCAGACGGAGGAUGCGAUCGCUCAGAUGUUCUAUGCGCAGCACCUGGAGAAUGCGGAGUCGACUGCUGAGCCGCGCUCUGAUGCCGACUCGAAGUAG
This is a messenger RNA of Penicillium canariense, 1620 nucleotides long. Its product is annotated as putative amino acid permease family protein. The coding region runs from base 1 to 1620 and encodes 539 amino acids. Gene Ontology annotation, molecular function: transmembrane transporter activity. Gene Ontology annotation, cellular component: membrane. Gene Ontology annotation, biological process: transmembrane transport; amino acid transport. The transcript has 2 exons. NCBI's taxonomy places the organism in Eukaryota, Fungi, Ascomycota, Eurotiomycetes, Eurotiales, Aspergillaceae. The record is from RefSeq and is a predicted model, not a curated record.